Molecule: messenger RNA, 2308 nt
Organism: Stylophora pistillata
Lineage: Eukaryota; Metazoa; Cnidaria; Anthozoa; Scleractinia; Pocilloporidae
Biological process (GO): regulation of apoptotic process
Molecular function (GO): protein binding
Source: RefSeq, a predicted model, not a curated record
AUUUCGUAACAGAAACGUAGGAAAACAGUUCAAAGAUCACAUUUUUUAAGCGCGAGAAAAAGCCUUACUAAUCCUCUGUUAUACAGAGCUAUAAAGCCUCAGCUUUUAGGUUUCCACUUUUGUUGUGAAUAGGAAGAGGACCUAGCCCCCGAGGUGGUCAGUUCUAGAACACUAGGUAUACGCUGUGAAUUUCACCACAAAAGCCUUAUAGUUUGAAGUGCACUGUAUCGCUAUGUCUUACAUAGCAUACAAAAGUAUGCUUUCUGAGAUACGCCGACAACUCGAGCAGCAUGAUCAUCAACAGUUACUCGACAUGUGUGGAUUAGACGACGAGGCUGCCAACAUUCCUGAUGCUCGUUCGUUGUUGAGGAAACUGGAAGAAAAGAAACACUUGACAAUUGACGAGCUGGGAGAUUUGGAGGAAGUCUUGGAGAGCUUAGAGGAGUUUUCCCUGUUGAGAAAACUAAAAAAGUUCCAGAGCAAAAGAAAAGAGUAUAACGAUUUACUAGCUUUGAUCAGUCGAGCACUCGAUAGCGACGAACGCAAUCAUCUGGAACAACUCAUCAACAUCUGUAGAAGGAAGACGUCGGAAGAUUUUGAUGUGGACAUUCUCGAUGUUCGAACACUGUUCCAAGAGCUGGAAAAACGCCGACAUCUUGGAUUCCGUCGCUUUACUUUUUUAAAGGAGAUUUUGACGGAAAUAGGGAAAGAGGACCUGGUGAGGGAGGUUCAGGAUUUCGAGGAGAGGAGAAAUAAUAACGACUCCUUUGAACGAAACAAAGGUCAUGUUGUUUCCCUGGCCAAAGGUGUUGGUGGAAGACUGAGAGGAGUGCUGAACAUUAAGACGGCUUGCAGAGUGGCUAAAACGGGUAUUGUGUUGUUCUCUCUCCAUGAGCUGUUUAAUCGCUGUACAACUUAUGAACAACUCUACAACUUCUUCCAAGAUUGUGUGCUUCCCGCCAAUACACAAUUGAUUGACGUCAGUGAAGGAUGCGUGUGCUUCACAGUUCGAGCAGAGAAUAUAAAGGGGCUCUCUACCCUGUGGAACAUGUACCAGGAUGGCACACUCAAAACCCGCCUGUUCAAUUUCUUGGUUAAUGAUGAAAUGAAGACCCGCGCCGGUGGUGAAGAGAAUGUAGAGCUGAUUGUAACGAUUGAGAAGGAAGAAUACGACAGGGCAUGCACUGAGUUCAUCGACGAAACUCAAGCUCAAAAUGUCGGUUACGAAUGGCCCGGAAUCAAGUCAGUGAGUCUUGGCCAACACAAAUGGAGUUUCACCCAGGCGUACUUGGAAAGUCUACAGUUUGAGACAAAAAGUAUAAUGACAGAAACAUCUGACAGCGGUAUGGGAACAGAAGGAGCACCGUCUGAAUUUGGAGUGGAUAUCGGUGAUGAACGUGAAACUCAGACGGUAACUGGUUACGAGCGAAAGUCACUGUUUUUAGCAGUAAGUAGUGGCAAUAUCGCCAUUAUCGAGGAUAUGUUGUCACAUGGCCUGGAUAUCAACACAAAAAAUGAAUGUGGUGACACGGCUUUGAUCGUGGCUGCCUUGAAUGGUAAAAGAGACGCCGCAAAUUAUCUGUUACACAAUGGAGCUGAUCCCUUCGCGAAAGGAAAGUUUGGAGGAAAUUCCCUGCACUUCGCUUCCCAUGGUGGUAAUGUCGCCAUCGUCGAGACAAUAGUGUCACGUGGUGUUCUUGUGGAUUCAAAAGAUGAUAACGGCAACACACCCUUGAUAUUCGCAGUAGCGAAUGGCAAGGUUGAGGCGGUAAACUAUCUGUUAGACAAGGGAGCUGAUCCCUUUGUUAAAGCACGGUUUGGAAGAAAUUUACUGCACGCUGCUUCCCAAGGUGGUAAUGUCGCCAUCAUCGAAACAAUAAUGUCACGUGGUCUUGAUGUGGAUUCAAAAGAUGGGAACGGCGACACACCUUUGAUAUUGGCUGCACUGAGUGAUAAGGUUGAGGCGGUAAAUUAUCUGUUAGACAAGGGAGCUGAUCCCUUUGUGAAAGGACAGUUUGGAAGAAAUUCACUGCACGCCGCUUCCCAUGGUGGUAAUGUCGCCCUCAUCGAGACAAUAAUGUCACGUGGUGUUCAUGUGGAUUCAAAAGAUGAUAACGGCAACACACCCUUGAUAUUCGCAGUAGUGAAUGGCAAGGUUGAGGCGGUAAACUAUCUGUUAGACAAGGGAGCUGAUCCCUUUGUUAAAGCACGGUUUGGAAGAAAUUUACUGCACGCUGCUUCCCAAGGUGGUAAUGUCGCCAUCAUCGAAACAAUAAUGUCACGUGGUCUUGAUGUGGAUUCAAAAGAU